AUGUGUCAGGGAGAUGAGAUAUAUGUCGUUCUCUAUGAUCAGAUUGAUCUCAUCGAACUAAAGCAAAAAUCUCAGCUACAUGUGGAAAUAUGUCAAAUGACGACGAGUGGGACUUUAUGACUUCUGAGUUGAAUUCGAUAACAAAUCGGACCUAUAAAAAGGAACAACUAAAAGAGAAAAUGCAUAGGCUACAAGCCAUGUAUCAUGAAUUUAAUUCACUCUUGCAAAACCCUGAGUUUAAGUGGAAUGCUGAAACUAACACUUUUAGUGCAAGUGCUGAGGUCUGGCAAAAUUAUCUUCAGGCACAUGAUAAAACUGCUCAAUUUCAAAAGAAAGGGUGUGACUACUAUUAUAAAUGGUUGGAAAUCAUAUUCAACAAAGAUAAUGCAUAUGGAGGAUUUCGUCAUUCAGACGAUGAUAUACAAGAAGUCGAGUACGCCACACAGAAUGGAAAGAGAAAAAUUCAAGUAAAAGAUCGUAAAUAUAGGAAAGGGUCGACAUCAUGUCAGAAGGGAGACAGACAUCUAACUUCGACCAAACCAUCUACGGCAAGAGCUAAGAGUAAUAACGGUAAGAGUUUGGAGGCUACUUCUCCGCAUGUAACAUUAGAUUGUUCUAUUACUAAGUGUGUAGCUGCUCUUGAAAAGAUAGAAGAUAUUUCAGAUGACAUCUAUGUAAAAGCCUUGGACAAAUUUCACGAUCCUAAUUGGAGAGAAAUGUUUAUUGCCAUGUCUAAUGAUAGGAGACGUGGAUGGCUAUUUAGACUUUAAAAUUUUACUUGCAUAUGUGCUGUUAAUGAUGAGACAUAUUCUCUUUAAGGUUAAGUUUUUUUUUUUCUACUUUGCUGGUGAACUAUUGUCUGUGUUUAUAUUAUAUGACAUGUUAUAAUCAUAGUAGAUUUUGAUAGUAGUGAUGAUU
This is a messenger RNA of Trifolium pratense (red clover), 918 nucleotides long. RefSeq lists its product as uncharacterized. The coding region runs from base 90 to 770 and encodes 226 amino acids. Lineage: Eukaryota; Viridiplantae; Streptophyta; Magnoliopsida; Fabales; Fabaceae. The transcript is spliced from 3 exons. The record is from RefSeq and is a predicted model, not a curated record.